Molecule: messenger RNA, 1638 nt
Organism: Fusarium mangiferae
Lineage: Eukaryota; Fungi; Ascomycota; Sordariomycetes; Hypocreales; Nectriaceae
Exons: 8
Coding region: 1-1638 (545 amino acids)
Molecular function (GO): pyranose oxidase activity; FAD binding
Source: RefSeq, a predicted model, not a curated record
AUGGUCCAAAAGCCUACCCCCAGUCCUAGUUCUGCUAGCGACACCGUUCGUUGGGAGGAGACCGAUGUACUCAUCGUCGGAUCUGGUCCAAUCGGUGCCACCUUCGCCCACACACUUGUCAAGAAAGGCAUCAAAGUUACGAUGAUUGAUAUCGGCCAGCAGGAAACUCGACGCAUCGGUGAUCAUAAGAAGAACAGCGUUGCAGUUCAGAAGGAUAUCAGCUUGUUUACCAACACAGUGAAGGGAGAACUUCACCUUCUGUCUGUACCAACCAACUCAGCACGACCUGUCAUGGAACCAACUUCAUGGGCUCCUCGACCCACUGACUCAGCCUACGUACUCAACGGCCAGAACCCGUUGCAGAAGUCCUAUGGUAACCUUCCAGCUGCAGCUGCGACUCGUGUUGUCGGCGGUAUGGGAUCUCACUGGACUUGCUGCACCCCUCGACAGCACAAGGGGAUCGAACGCUCUGACCUCUUUAGCGAUGGUGAAUGGGACACUCUCUAUGGCCGGGCCGAGAAGCUCUUUACGAAGACCGACGAUGCUUUUGACGACUCGGUCCGCCAAAAGCUCGUCAAACGUGUGCUUACAGACGCCUACCCCGAUCGCGAGAUGAAGAGCAUGCCCCUAGCUUGCAAGCGGAAACAUGACAAUAAGGAGUACGUCGAGUGGUCUUGCACUGCUACCAUUCUCGGCGAGCUUUCCAAGCCUGAGUAUUUUUAUAAGGGUGAGGAGCGACUCUUCGAUAUGAGACCUAACACUCAGUGCGACAAGCUGGAACUGGACCUUGACGGUCAAAUUGCUUGGGCAUUGAUCAAUGAUCUUGAAACAAACCAGCAGUACUACAUUCACGCCAAGAAGUAUGUCGUUUGUGCUGGAGCUGUUCUUACUCCAGGUAUUCUUCACAAGUCUGGACUCAAGUCGAAGCUUCCAGCUUUGGGUCACUAUCUGACUGAGCAGCCAAUGGCAUUCUGUCAAGUCGUUCUCGAUAGGAAGCUGGUCGACAGCGUCGAGGGCGAGGAGAUUGUCAAAGCGCACAGAGAAAGUCAUGACAACGAUCCUCUCCCCUUCCCGUUCAACGACCCGGACCCUCAGGUUUAUUUCCCGCUGUCCGAGAAAUAUCCUUGGCAUACUCAGAUCCACCGUGAUGCCUUUGGGUAUGGAGAAGUCCCAUCCAACAUUGAUCAACGUCUUGUGGUUGAUCUUCGCUGGUUUGGCUACAUGAAACCUGAUCAGGAAAACUGCGUUACAUUUUCUAACAAGACCAAGGACCAGUUUGGGAUGCCUCAGCCAACCUUCAAUUUUGUCUUGGACGAGGAGGCUGAGGAGCGUUGCAAGCGAAUGAUCACCGAUAUGAUUGAGGUGGCUAGAAAACUUGGAGGGUUCCUCCCUGGCGCAGAGCCAAAGUAUCUUGCUCCCGGUUCCGCCCUCCAUAUCUGUGGCACGUACCGCGCAGGAAGCACCCCAGCCGACAGUGUUGUCAACAAGAACGGUAAGGCUUGGGGUAUCAAUGACCUUGUUCUUGGAGGAUGUGGUAUCAUUCCCACUCAGAAUGCUUGCAAUCCUACUCUCACCGCUGCCUGUUUCGCUCUUGCAGCCGCUGACAAGAUCAUUGAAGAUCUUCACGUUGACCAGUGA